Messenger RNA from Miscanthus lutarioriparius, 1914 nucleotides. The record is from the annotation of a GenBank genome assembly. NCBI's taxonomy places the organism in Eukaryota, Viridiplantae, Streptophyta, Magnoliopsida, Poales, Poaceae.
AUGGACGCCUGGGAGGCCACCAAGGCGGUGUUCGACCGGGUGCGGGCGCUGGACCCGGACAACGCGUCCAAGAUCAUGGGCCUGCUGCUCAUCCAGGACAACAGCGACAAGGAGCUCAUCCGCCUCGCCUUCGGCCCCGACCACCUCCUCCACGCCUUCGUCGCCGCCGCACGUGCCGAUCUCGCUGCCAAGCCUGCCUCCCCGCCGUCGCCCGUGCUGGGCCCGCUCCACCAGCCCGCCUCGCCAUGGGGGCCGCCGGCCUCCGACCACCACCACAACCACCAGUCCUCCUUUGCCGCCGCCGACCACGCGCUCGGGUACGACUACGACGGCGCCGCCGCCUCCGCCGACGCGUUCUUCCCCGACGACUACGACUGCUGGUCCCCGGCCGGCGACACUGGCCACCGCCGCAGCUUCUCGCUCAGCGAUGCCGAGGUUGCCGCCGCCGCCGCAGGCGGCGGGGGCGCGUGGAGGCCCUGCAUGUACUUCGCGCGCGGGUUCUGCAAGAACGGCUCCUCCUGCCGCUUCCUCCACGGCCUGCCCGAUGACGACGACGCCGCCGCGGAGCGCGAGAUGGUCGUCAUGCGCGCCAAGGCCCUCGCCGCCGCGCGCUCCCAGCAGCAGCAGCAGCUUAUGGCGUCCGCGUUCCCGUUCUCGCCGUCGCCACCCAAAGGCGUCAACCUCAACUUCCUGCUCCACCACCAGCAGCAGCAGCAGCAGAACGAGCCCCAAAGGGCGGCGGCUGCUGCGGCGGCGGCCAUGCUGCUUCAGGGCGGCGACGACAUGCACGGCAGGUUCCCGGUGCGGUCGCACCGGGUGGACCGCGGCGAGCUCAUGUCCAGCCCUGCCGCGCGGCAGAUCUACCUCACCUUCCCGGCCGACUCCACCUUCAGCGAGGAGGACGUCUCCAACUACUUCAGCAUGUACGGGCCGGUGCAGGACGUGCGCAUCCCGUACCAGCAGAAGCGCAUGUUCGGCUUCGUCACCUUCGUCUACGCCGAGACGGUGAAGAUCAUUCUGGCCAAGGGCAACCCGCACUUCGUGUGCGACGCGCGCGUGCUCGUCAAGCCCUACAAGGAGAAGGGCAAGGUCCCCGACAGGUUCAGGAAGCUGCAGCACCCGCACCACGGCGACUUCGCCUGCUGCACGUCGCCCACCGGAUUGCUGGAUUCCAGAGACCCCUUCGACCUGCAGCAGCCGCAGAUUGGACCAAGGAUGAUGUACGGGAACAUUGCCAACCACGAGGCGUUCCUGAGGAGGAAGCUCGAGGAGCAGCAGCAGGCAGCCGAGCUGCAGCAGGCCAUCGAGCUGGAGGGACGCCGCUUCAUGGGGCUGCAUCUCCUCGACCUCAAGAGCAGGGGCCACCACCUCGGCUCCUCCCCCGCCGCCAUGACCACCCUGGGGCAAGGCGAGGGCGGCAAAGGCAAUGGCAAUGCCAUCCAGCUGGAGGAUGUCAGCAUCCAAGUCCCUGUAGCAAAUGCUCCUACCAAGAUGAUGAACAGUAACGGCCUUGCAAUGGGUGCGCCUGCAGCAGCAGCUGCUGUGUCUGCAGCCGAUGCAGGAGGCGAGCACGAGGAGCAGCAGGGAGAAGAGGAUGGGUAUGGGGGUGGCAGUCCCAAGCAGGCAGUCAACCCUGGGGAAGAGGAGAAGACGGAAUCUGGUCCUGUCACGGUUACGCCCAUUGUUGCUUGUGGAUUCCAAGAAAGUGGCGUGGUGGAGCACAUUUUGCCUGACAGCCCCUUUGCAUCCCCCACCAAGGCCGCUUCCACUGAUAUAUCUCCAGCAGCUCAAAAUGGGAACAUCAGCAUUGACAGCCCUCACCAUGUGGCUUCAUCCCUCUUCCCACCUGCAUCCACCAUUGAGCUGCCCCCAUACAACUCCUGCUUCUUUCAGGCGCCCAGGGACUAUCAAUGA